Pseudogymnoascus verrucosus is the source of this 2793-nucleotide messenger RNA. RefSeq lists its product as uncharacterized. Gene Ontology annotation, cellular component: mitochondrion. The transcript is spliced from 4 exons. NCBI's taxonomy places the organism in Eukaryota, Fungi, Ascomycota, Leotiomycetes, Thelebolales, Thelebolaceae. The record is from RefSeq and is a predicted model, not a curated record. The coding region runs from base 173 to 2512 and encodes 779 amino acids. Gene Ontology annotation, biological process: biotin biosynthetic process. Gene Ontology annotation, molecular function: ATP binding; magnesium ion binding; pyridoxal phosphate binding.
CAACAAAAAAAGCGUUGGGGUUGAGUAAAAUACGACCAUCUCAACCAAAGCCAAAGUUAUAUUGCCCUGUAAAAUAUCUCGGCGGUUGAUGGUUGGCGAGAUCCCGACCCCUACGAUUUGUUGUUCCUAGUAGCCGAUCACAGGCGGCGACCACCGAACACCAACUAGCAGCAUGCCCGCCUCUGGAAUCACGGGAUCUGUUCUGCGCCGCUCACUGCGCGCAUAUCAGAUCUAUGGCGCGAAUACCGGCGUGGGAAAGACGGUCAUGUCGACCAUCUUGUGCGGCGCGCUACAUCACGCUUUCCCCCAGGAACCCGUCUGGUACCUGAAGCCAGUGUCGACGGGCCCGCUCGACGACGCCGAUGACGGACACCUCGCGCGGUUCUCGCCGAGCACGAAGACAAAGACAUUAUUUCAGUUUGGAGAGCCCGUGAGCCCGCAUAUUGCCGCGAGGGGCGCUACUCCGCUCUCUGAUUCGUCAAUUCGAGAAAAGAUCCAGGCGCACGUGACAUCGUGUUCUCAGGAUGGAAAGGGGACGCUGCUUGUCGAGACAGCUGGCGGGGUGCAUUCUCCUACGCCGUCUGGGAGCUCACAGGCGGAUCUAUACAGGCCUCUGCGCCUGCCCGUCUUGUUAGUAGGUGACCACCGCCUUGGAGGCAUCUCGUCAUCCAUAUCGGCCUUCGAGUCCCUCCAUAUCAGGGGCUACGACCUCAACUCCGUUCUACUAUUCGAGGAUGAGCAAUAUCAGAAUCAUGAGUAUCUUCGCGACUACUUCGGCGAGCGCGGCAUCUCCGUGCUCUCGCUCCCCCCACCCCCGCCACAGGAGAGCAGCAAAGAGACCGAUCAGGCGCGUAUGGCAGACUACUACCUAGAAAUGAGCGAGCGCAAAUCCGUCAUAGACAUGGCAACCUCCCUCUCCACCUCUCACACCUCCCGCCUCGACAGGCUCGACUCAAUGGCCGACAAAGCCCACAAACACAUCUGGUACCCUUUCACACAGCACCGCGGCAUCACCCCUGACAAACUCAUGACCGUCGACUCCGCCCACGGCGACUUCUUCCAGACCGUCUCACCACCAUCCUCCGAGACCGUCCUGCAACCUACCCUCGACGGCUCCGCAUCUUGGUGGACCCAGGGCCUAGGACACGGUAACCCCGCUCUUUCCCUCGCCGCUGCCAACGCCGCUGGUCGCUACGGCCACGUGAUGUUCGCAUCAGCGAUCCAUGAGCCGGCCCUUGCGCUGGCAGAGCUUCUGCUCGAAAACCUACGGAAUCCGCGGAUGCAGCGGGUGUUCUACUCCGACAACGGGAGCACGGGCGUCGAGGUAGCGGUUAAGAUGGCGUUGACAGCCGCGUCGGUGCGGUAUGGGUAUGAGGAAUCGCAAGAGGUGGGUGUGAUUGGGCUGAAGGGCAGUUACCACGGAGACACGAUUGGAGCGAUGGAUUGCUCCGAGCCGUCGACGUAUAAUGAGCGUGUGCAUUGGUACCGUGGGCGUGGUCACUGGUUUGAUUUCCCGCAGGUUAAGAUGAAGGAGGGGGAGUGGGUGGUUGAGCCGCCUGAGGGGGGCGAGGGAGAGUUUGGGCCGGCAAUGAGGUUUAAGUCGCUGGAUGAGGUGUUUGAUAUGGAGGCUCGAGAUGAGUCGCUUGCUGCGGAGACGUAUAAGAAGCACAUCCUCGAAACACUGGACAGGCUCGUACGCGUGGAAGGAAAGACUUUCGGCGCGCUUGUCAUGGAGCCUAUCAUGCUCGGCGCCGGUGGCAUGCUCCUUGUCGACCCCCUCUUCCAACGCACUCUCAUAAACACCAUCCGGGACUCACACUCCCUAUUCUCCGCCUCCCCUGCCCCAACCGACCCAAACAACUGGACCGGUCUACCCAUCCUCUUCGACGAAGUCUUCACAGGCAUCACCCGCCUCGGCCCCUUCAGCCCAUCCACCCUCCUUGGCACCCAACCCGACAUCUCGGUGCACGCCAAGCUCUUAACCGGUGGGCUUGUCCCACUCGCCGCCACCGUCGCGAGUGAGUCUAUCUACGACGUCUUCCUGGGAGAUGAGAAACGCGAUGCCCUUCUACAUGGACACAGUUACACAGCCCAUGCGGUUGGGUGUGCAGUUGCCGAGGCAUCGGUGAAGGAGUUGUUGCGGAUUGAGAGCGGUGAGGAGUGGGAGGCAUUCAGGGCGCCGUGGGGGAAGACGAAGGUGGAUAGUGCAUCCGGUGGGAAGGACGGGGUGUGGAGUAUGUGGUCCCCAACGUUCUUAGACAGUGUAUCACGCCAUACAGAGGUAGAGAGUGUGGUUGCGCUUGGGUCUGUGCUUGCUAUUAAGUUACGGGAUGAAAACCCUGGGUACACAUCCACCGCAGCGAUAGGGCUGCAAUCUGCGCUCUCCCGCGUCGAGGGCGGGUUUGGGAUCCACUCGCGCGUGCUGGGGAAUGUAUUCUAUGUGAUGGCGAGCCAAACCACAACGGUGGAUGUUGUGAGGGGGAUUGAGGAGCGUGUGAUCCAGGCGCUGUAGACAUAUUGAAAAUUUUAGAUUUAUCAAGAGGCAUGAGCCGUGUACGUAUUCAUACGAUACUGUGUCGUCGUUGCACGACCCGGUGUGAUGUCGUUCUUAUUGUGAUUCGUGCGAGCUGAAAUCUGGGUGGAGCCUGCACGGGAGAGAAACGGGAACAAUAAGCAAACGGUGACAUGAGAAUUCUCGUUGUUUAUCCUAUCAUAAAUAUUGUGGUCUCCUCAUCUAUCCAAGAUGUUAUGUGGAGAAAUGCCACAAUGGGGUAUAACUUUUCGUCAGAGGCC